AUGCCCCGGAACGCUGUACAAAUUGUGGUAGAUGGGAUGGAAACCGUUUUUUCUGAAGGUAUUGCUGUUUGUAUUAAAACUUAUGUUGAACAAAUGAUAUGUGAAGGCCAAUUACCUGCAGAGUGUCUCAAUAUUUUUACCAAUUUUAUUAAAGUAAUAGAAGGUGCCUUACUAAAUUUCAAAACUGAACACAAACGUUUUCAAUACUUUUCUGAACAAGGUUCUUAUAUUCCACCAAAAGAAAAAGUAAUUGGUCAAAGAUUAAAUAAUAUGAUGGUAAGAGGUUUGCAUGUUUUACAAAAAUUUUUUUCACUUGAAAAUGUUCUUUCUGAAACUUUUGACUAUAUGGCAACUUUAAAAAAUAAUAGUGGCGUAAUAACUAAUUUCAUACAAGGUAGUUACUGGCAAACUCGAAUUAAACAUCAUGAAGGACGAUUAGUACUCCCUCUUUUUAUGUUUUUUGAUGACUAUGAGAGUGGAAAUGUUCUUGGGAGCCAUUCUGGUAUCCAUAAGCUAGGUGCAGUUUAUGUAUCGAUACCAUGCUUGCCACCUAACCGUUCAACUACAUUGUCAAAUAUUUUUUUAGCAUUGCUGUUUCACUCUUCAGACCGAGUACAGUUUGGUAACAGAGUAAUUUUCAAUUCUAUUAUAGAUGAAUUCAAUUUUUUGAUGAAAACUGGUGUGUAUGUAGAUAGCUUAAAAUUCAAGGGAACAAUUUAUUUUGAGUUAGGACUUAUUUUAGGUGAUAAUCUUGGCUUACAUGCCAUUACUGGUUUUGUUGAAAGUUUUUCUUCCAAUUUCUGCUGUCAAAUUUGUACUAUGAAUAAGGAAAAUAUUAAAACUCAAUGUUAUGAAGAUAAAUCACUCUUGAGGUCUACAGAACAAUAUUUUAUUGAUGUAGAAAGAAAAGACUUGUCUUCUACAGGGAUAAAAGAAAAUUGUGUAUGGUUGGAUAUUAACGACUUUAAUUUAUUUGAUCAAGUUGAUGUAGAUGUUAUGCAUGAUAUGUUUGAAGGAUUUUGUAAAUAUGUUAUGAGUUUCAUUUUAGUCUAUUACAUAAAAGAAUUAAAAUUAUUUUCCUUGGAAGUAUUGAAUGAUAGAAUUUCUUGUUAUGAUUUCGGGCCAGAAAGCAAUAAACCAUGCACACUAUCUAUGGAACAUAUUAAUGUUGGUAAAGUUAGGCAAUCUGCUUCUGAAAUGUUAAUUUUAAUAAGAUACUUUGCCCUACUUAUUGGGGAUUUUGUACCUUUAGGUGAACCGAUUUGGGACUUGUAUUUGACUAUGCGUAAAGUAAUAGAUAUAAUGUUGUCAACAUCACUUGAGGAAAGUAAUUGUACAUUGCUAGAAACCUUAAUAGGUGAAAUGAAUAAUCUGUAUUUAAAAUACAGCAAAAGUAAUCUUAAACCAAAAUUCCAUUUCCUUACACAUUAUCCAUCUAUGAUAAGAAAACAUGGUCCUGUUGUACACUUAUGGUCGAUGCGAUUUGAAGCUAAACACAGGGUUUCAAAAAUAUCAGCAAGAUCAUCCUUCAACAGGCGCAAUAUUUGCUUAACAUUGGCUAUAAAACAUCAACUUCAGCUAAAUAAAUUAUUUAAUCAUGGGAAAUUAUAUAGUACAGUUAAUAUAGGUCCUACUAAAUUUAUAAAUCCUUCAAAACUUAGGCAAAUACAAGUUGAAUUGAAUUUGAGAACUGAAAAACCAUUAACUCGUAUUAAUUGGGCUGAAAUUAAAGGAACACAUUAUAGGGUUAAUAGUAUUUUGACUGAAGACUUAAAUGAUGACAAACCAAAUUUUGUGAUGAUAAAAAAUAUUUUUCUUUAUGGUUCUCAUGGGGUUAUUUUUGAAUGUUGCCUUUUAAGUACAGUGGAUUUUUAUGAACAUGUAUAUGCUUAUGAGGUUGAAAUAUUAGAAUCAAAUAGAAAAUUUAUUUUUCAAAAUGCAUUAUUGUCGCCUAUACCCAAUACUUUAAAUGUAGUCUCAGAUGGAACUAAAUAUGUUACAGUUAGAGACCCUUUAUAA
Molecule: messenger RNA, 2019 nt
Organism: Macrosiphum euphorbiae (potato aphid)
Lineage: Eukaryota; Metazoa; Arthropoda; Insecta; Hemiptera; Aphididae
Source: the annotation of a GenBank genome assembly